AUGAUGGAGAGGAUAAGAAAAGAGAUGAUAUUGAUGGAGAGAGGUCUCCACAGUCCUGUCGCCGGGAAGAGGCUCGCAGACACGCCUGGAAAUUCAGUGCUGGAGGCCCUGGAAAACUCCCAGCACGGCGGACGACUAAGCCCGAGAAUAACUUCCGCUUCCCUCCAUGGAAAUCUUGGGGACAUCCCGACGAAAAGCAAAUUUGAAAUUGACAGUCUUUUCGGUACACACCACGGCAGUGAAAAUUCUUCCUCGGCGGAGAUUUCCUCGUCAGAAAGCAGGAAGAAAAUGAGCCUUUACUCCGAAGUUUCGCAAGAAUCAGAUAUUAACAGUGAUGUGGAAGUGGGAUGCCCUGCGCAUCGCUCCCCGAGCCAGCACAAGGAAAACAAUAAAGGUUUUUCAGACAGUAGCUCUGGAUCUUCCAACACAAGCUCAAACUCCCUCCAGAACAUGAACGGUAAUUCAACGGGGGGAUCAAACAAUUCAAAUACCGAUCAAGUCAGAAGGUAUCGGACUGCUUUCACCAGAGAACAAAUCGCAAGACUGGAAAAAGAGUUUUACAGGGAAAAUUAUGUUUCGAGACCGAGAAGAUGUGAGUUAGCGGCGACGCUAAAUUUGCCCGAAACUACAAUUAAGGUGUGGUUCCAGAACAGGCGGAUGAAGGAUAAAAGGCAGCGUUUGGCGAUGUCCUGGCCCCAUCCAGCAGACCCUAGCUUCUACACUUACAUGAUGACGCACGCGGCAGCUACAGGAAGUCUACCUUACCCUUUCCACUCGCACAUGCCUCUACAUUACUACCCGCACGUCGGUGUCACGGCAGCAGCAGCGGCCGCCGCCGCCACCGGUGCCGCCUCGUCACCUUUCGCCACUUCCAUCCGCCCCCUCGAUACCUUCCGAGCGCUCUCCCACCCAUACUCACGGCCAGAGCUCCUAUGCAGCUUCAGGCACCCGGGACUCUACCAGUCGCCUGCAGGCCUGAAUAGCUCGGCCGCUGCAUCCGCGGCGGCGGCGGCCGCGGCUGCGGCGGCUGCGGUCAGCGCUCCGUCAGCCACCGGGCCCUGUUCGUGCCUGAGCUGCCACAGCAGCCAGGCGGCAAGCGCAUUGGGCUCCAGGAGCGCCAGCGCUGACUUUACCUGCACAGCUUCCGGGCAAAGAUCCGAGAGUGGAUUUUUGCCGUAUUCUGCUGCGGUUCUAAGCAAGACUUCAGUCCCGUCACCAGACCAGCGAGAAGAAACUUCACUUAACAGAUAA
This is a messenger RNA of Pelmatolapia mariae (spotted tilapia), 1251 nucleotides long. RefSeq names its product even-skipped homeobox 2 (gene evx2). Gene Ontology annotation, molecular function: RNA polymerase II cis-regulatory region sequence-specific DNA binding; DNA-binding transcription factor activity, RNA polymerase II-specific. Bases 1 to 1251 code for a protein of 416 amino acids. Lineage: Eukaryota; Metazoa; Chordata; Actinopteri; Cichliformes; Cichlidae. Gene Ontology annotation, biological process: regulation of transcription by RNA polymerase II. The transcript is spliced from 3 exons. Gene Ontology annotation, cellular component: nucleus. The record is from RefSeq and is a predicted model, not a curated record.